AAGCUGGUCAAUCACUUUGUGAAACUUAUGUCGUCUGAAUUCGAGAUGAGUCUCGUGGGUAAACUUUCGUACUUUCUUGGACUUCAGGUAAAGCAAGGUAAAGAUGGUAUUUUCUUGCAUCGGAGUAAGUAUGCAAAAAACCUUGUUAAAAA
Molecule: messenger RNA, 152 nt
Organism: Striga hermonthica
Lineage: Eukaryota; Viridiplantae; Streptophyta; Magnoliopsida; Lamiales; Orobanchaceae
Source: the annotation of a GenBank genome assembly